Oryzias latipes (Japanese medaka) is the source of this 4401-nucleotide messenger RNA. RefSeq names its product protein-O-mannosyltransferase 1 (gene pomt1). The record is from RefSeq and is a predicted model, not a curated record. Gene Ontology annotation, molecular function: dolichyl-phosphate-mannose-protein mannosyltransferase activity. Gene Ontology annotation, cellular component: endoplasmic reticulum; membrane. Gene Ontology annotation, biological process: protein O-linked glycosylation via mannose. Lineage: Eukaryota; Metazoa; Chordata; Actinopteri; Beloniformes; Adrianichthyidae.
GAACACGUCACUGUAAGGGUGGGGUCAUCUAAGAUAGCACAAUUAAAGUCAACUCAGAAAUUGAACGUGACACCCAACUGUAGUACCUCGGAACUCCAGAGGAGGGCACUGUUAUAAAGAAUUUGAAUUGAAGCUGCAGAUGUAAAAAAAAAUAGCAAAAGAAGAAACGAAAGGAAAAAAAGUGGGAGAAUUUCGGAACCGAGCAACACAUUCAGGAAACAAUCAUCAUAUUGGGCAUAAAUCAUUUGUGACGAGAGAUUUUACUCUCCGGUACGGUACGUGGCGGUACCCUCCCACUAAACUUGAAGGGGGGAACCGAAUGGAACUGGGCGGAUCGAGAAACAACACAGCAGCCGCUUCCAGAGAUGCUGCAGCUCCCCCUUGUGGUCACAGUUCAGGUGGACCUGGUUCUGGUUCUGAUCAGCUCGCUGGCCUUCCUGACCCGACUCAGCUGCCUGAGCUACCCCAACGCGGUGGUGUUCGAUGAAGUGUAUUAUGGCCAGUUCGUGUCUCUGUACAUGAAAAGGAUCUUUUUCAUCGAUGACAGCGGUCCCCCCCUCGGACACAUCAUUCUGGCUCUUGGAGCCUACCUGGGAGGAUUCGACGGCAACUUUGUGUGGAACCGAAUCGGAGCAGAGUAUCCCAUGGGCAUGAACGUGUGGAGUUUGCGGCUGCUGCCAGCUCUCUGCGGGGCGCUCUGUGUUCCUCUGGGUUACCUGCUGGCUCUGGAGCUGAAGUUCUCUCAUGUUUCGGCUCUCGGAGCCGCAGUGCUGCUCCUGCUAGAAAACUCCUUGAUCGUCCAGUCCCGGUUCCUGUUGCUGGAGUCGGUCCUCAUCUUCUUUGUGCUGUUGGCUCUCCUGUCAUACCUGCGUUUCCAGAACUCCACCAGCAGCUCCUGGUCCAGAUAUGGCUGGCUGCUCCUCUGUGGCGUCUCCUGUGCUGCCGCUGUCGGGGUGAAGUACAUGGGACUGGUCUCUUAUCUGCUGCUGCUGGGUGUGGCUUCUGUGGACACAUGGAAUGUGAUUGGAGAUCGAGCUGCUAGUCAUCUGAGUGUGUGCGUGCAGUGUUUUUGUAGAUUCAUGUGCCUCCUGGUUGUUCCUGCACUGCUUUACAUCUUCUGGUUCUACAUUCACCUGAGUGUCCUGAAUCACAGUGGACCACAUGACCAGCUGAUGAGCUCCGCCUUUCAGGCCAGUCUGAAGGGUGGUCUCUCUAGAAUCACGAAGGGUCAGCCUUUGGAAGUGGCUUUUGGGAGUCAAGUUACUUUGAGAAGCUCCGCCUCCCAUCCAGUCCCAUGUUGGCUCCACUCACACAAAGCUAACUAUCCAGUCAGGUACGAAAAUGGGAGGGGCAGCUCUCACCAGCAGCAGGUGACCUGUUAUCCUUUUAAGGAUGUCAACAACUGGUGGAUCAUCAAAGACCCCAACAGACAAGACUUGGUGGUUGACACACCUCCUAAACCUGUCCAUCAUGGUGAUGUCAUCCAGCUAGUUCACGGGAUGACGUCUCGCUUCCUCAACAGUCAUGAUGUGGCAGCUCCCAUGAGCCCUCACGCCCAGGAGGUGUCCGGGUACAUCGACUUCAACGUCUCCAUGCCUGCUCAGAACCUGUGGAGGGUGGACAUCACUAACAGAGAGGCAAAGUCCGAAGUGUGGAAGACGAUCGUGUCUGAUGUGCGACUGGUCCAUGUCAACACGUCUGCUGUUCUCAAGCUGAGUGGCGUGUCUCUUCCUGAGUGGGGCUUCCGACAGUUGGAGGUGGUGGCAGAGAAAGCGUUUAAAGUUCACAGCAGCAGUUUGGGAUGGACGGUGGAGGAACACAGAUAUGGAACCAGUCAGGAGCAGAAGGACCGGGAAGUAGAGCUUCACUCUCCCACUCACAUUGAUGUUGACAGAAAAAUUUCUUUCUGGGCAAAGUUUGUGGAGCUGCAGUGGAAGAUGCUGACUCUGAAACAAGAGGAGUCCGAGCACAAAUACAGCUCCAGCCCUGUGGAGUGGAUCACCAUGAAGACGAACAUUGCAUACUGGCUGCACACUUCCACCAAUGCUCAAAUCCAUCUUAUUGGAAACCUGGUGUCCUGGGGCGUGGCCCACCUGAGCAUGCUGGCCUAUCAGCUUCUGGCUGUGAUUUACCUGCUGAGAAGGAGGCGGGGCUUCAAAGACAUUUCUGAUGGUGCGUGGGAGCAGUUUGUGCGUCUUGGCUGUGUGUGUGUCGGCAGCUGGCUGGUGAACUUCGUGCCCUUCCUGCUGAUGGAAAAAACGAUUUUCCUGUAUCACUACCUGCCUGCCCUGUGCUACCUCCACCUGCUGACCCCCACCCUGCUGGAGCAUGUGCACACUCACCUGCUCAGCAGCCCCACACACCGCCGCCUGCUUCAUGUGUGCGUGAUAGGUGUGCUCCUGUACGUCUUCUUGUGCUUCUGGACCUUCUGCCCUCUGACCUACGGCACCCCGGAGCUGUCAGCCAGUCAGCUGCAGAGGUUAAAGUGGAGGGACAGCUGGGACAUCCUGUACCGAAGGCAGUGAGACAUUUCAACGAGGGCCUGCACCUGAUGGAACCGUCAGGAGAAUCUCACACCGAGAUGUGAAGAUGCAGAACUCGGACUGUGGUCUGUUACCUGCAAGUACGUCUGUGCCAAGAAGUUCGUUACGAAGCAAAGCUAGAACCCUGAGCUGCUCCUUGACUGUGAGCUACAACAUUAGACCAGGUUCAAAAAGUCUGGAACUUAUGUUCUGGCUUAGUGAGUCCAUGAGUCACAUGCCAGAUAAUCCAUGCAGGAGUGUUUAUGACAAAGACCUGCAGUCCAGACCUGAUCCUGAGGUGGUCCGUCUUCUAAACAUUGAGGUCCCCAGGGUGGAGUAUGAGUCAGCAUGUGUGCAAACAGGAGCAACAGCAUCGGGUUAGAUUGAAACAAACUCUGUUCGUCUGUUUUGGAGCCCUUUUCCCAGAAAAAGGGGGUUUUAUAACAACCUGCUUCAUACCAGAACCAUAAAAAGUAAAGAUUCAGAAAAAUAUCAUUCAAGAAUUCAAAUACCUGUAAUUUUUUUAUGUAGAGUUAAUGUUGGAGUAAAUUUUGUGAGUUAAAAUUCAGAAUAGUAAAAUAUUCAGAAAAGGAAUAAUGAAACAAGUUAGCAGUGAAACCAGGUCAAACCAAUCCAUCCUAAAUUCAGUCCACAUCCAUCUGUGGCACAAAUAUCUGCAGUUGUCAAGUUUCAGUUCAUUAAAUUUCCAAUAAAGUCUUUGAGAAUUUUAAACCACUCCAUUUUGAAACAAAGACACAUUACCUCAGAGGAGAAAGUGGUGUUAACUGUCUUCUCUGUUAUCAUCAAUGCAUCACAUUAAACCCACUCUGCAAGGUUUCUCGUCUUCUACUGGAUUGAACUGCAGUAGGUGAGGAGAAGCAACAGCCAAGAGAGUAAACGGCUCUUCUGUUACAUGUCUGACGUAGAGCUCUUAACUGUUGCUGCCCCCACUCGUUCCCUCAGAUCCUCUUCCUCCCUUCGACUGGCUGCUCAACGAUCACGUAUCAUUUCCAUGGGGGGGCAGAGCAUUCAGCAGCUCUGGAACUCCCUCCCCUCUGAUCUACAAAAUGUGGACUUUCUCAGCUCUCCAAACAUCUCGAAGCUCACCUUUUCCAUCAACUGUUAACUUAUUUGUGUUUAUUGUUGUUGUGUUUUUAUGGUUUUACUUAUCUUUUGUACUGUGAGGCGACCUUGAGUGUCCAGAAUGGCGCCAUAUAAAUAAAAUGUAUUAUUAUUAUUUAUUAUUAAAGGUAAUUUUUUGUUGAACUUGCAGCACCAGUGAUGCCAUAGGCAAUCUGUAAAAAUAAGGAAUAGAAAACUGAUUCCUGUAAUACUUCAUCGGCUAAACUCAGGGGUGAAAAUAGAUUUUUGUCUAUGACGUUACGAUAAAUUACUUAAACGUAAAUCUUUCUAAUACAGUAAAGGCAGAUUAGAGGUUUAAAUAUUAAUCAAUUAAUUAAUUAAUCCAACCAGAUUGAUCUGUCUGAUGCAAGUUGUUAGUUGAAUCAAAUCCGACUAUACCAUUAUAAAAUAAUGUCAAAAUGAAAUGAACCGAUUAUAACUGAAAUUGGAAAAUACCAUUCGGAUUGAGACACUGUAGGUUUAUUUUACUGUAAAAAUAACCAAGUGCAUCACAGACGAUGACGACACGUGAUGACAAUGGCAGCAAAAAAAAAAAGAUCAGUCCGUCAUCCCAGUCCAAUGUGUGGAAACACUUUGAAUUUAGCAAAGACGUGAUCACACAAUGUGCUGGAAUGUUCUAAGAAUGUUCCCUUUGGAUUAAUGGGAUGUGGAAAUGCAACAGUGGGCUGAAAUUUAGGAAACUAGUGAUCAUCGAUGGAUUGUUGACAUCUGUUUGCGUUACCACACCUCAUAAAAA